AUGUACAAUAAGAAUGCGAGAAGCAGAAAAAGGUCAUUACGCGAUAAACAUGGUGAUGGUUAUUUGGGGAGUUCCUUUACGUUUCUUUUUUUUUGUUUCAUUCAUUCAUUUUUACUCUUAUUACAACAUUUUGAUGGCGAUAUUUUUUUCUCCGAUGCUUUUCUUCUUGUCGUCUUUUACGCUGUUUUAUUCCUUUUAUUGUUUUCCUUCAUCUUUUCAUUCAUAUUUUCAUUCAUCUUUAUUCAUAUUCUCCUUGAUCUUUUCUUUCGUCGUCUCCUUCAUGUUUUCAUUCAUCUUUUCCUUCAUCUUUCCUUCAUCUUUUCCUUCAUCAUUCUUUCAUUUUUUUCAUUCAUCCUUUCCUUCAUCUUUUCAUUCAUUUUUACCUUCAUCUUUACCUUCAUCUUUCAUUCAUAUUUUUUUGAUCGUUUCCUUGAUCUUUUCAUUCAUCUUUCCCUUCAUGUUUUCAUUCAUCAUUUCUUUCAUCUUUUCAUUCAUUCUUCCCUUCAUCUUUUCCUUCAUCUUUCAUUUAUCUUUCCCUUCAUGUUUUCCUUCACCUUUCCUUCAUAUUUUCCUUCAUCUUUUCCUUCAUCUUUUCAUUCAUCUUUUCAUUCAUCUUUUCCUCUAUCUUUUCCUUCAUCAUUCUUUCAUUUUUCAUGUACUUUUUAUUCAUCUUCUCCUUCAUCUUUUCAUUCAUCUUUUCAUUCAUCUUUCAUUCAUAUUUUCCUAGAUCUUUUCCUUGAUGUUUUCAUUCAUCUUUCUCGUCAUGUUUUGAUUCAAUUUUUCCUUCAACUUUUCCGUCAUUUUUUCAUUCAUCUUUGCUUUCAUCUUUUCCUUCAUUUUUCAUUCAUAUUUUCCAUCAUUCUUUCAUUCAUCCUUUCUUUCAUCUUUUCAUAA
This is a messenger RNA of Acanthosepion pharaonis, 894 nucleotides long. The record is from the annotation of a GenBank genome assembly. Lineage: Eukaryota; Metazoa; Mollusca; Cephalopoda; Sepiida; Sepiidae.